UGUUCGUGAGAAGAAGCAGAUUGUUUCCCAGGAAGGAAACACAUGUAGUGUGUGAGGCAGAGAAAGAGCGUCGAGAGAACCGCUCUGCGUGACUGUCUCCCACUAAAAUAAUAAUAAUAAAUAUAAAAAUAACCUGUCUCUCUCUGAGCGUAAUUUAAUAAAGUAAAUUGAAGUAAAGGACUAAAAUACGAGAUCUACGGCAUCAGGAUCCACAGCACUUCACUUUGAACAAAUAACACAGCUUAAUUUGCAGUCUUCCGUCAUGGCAACAAAUAAUGGUCCCCCAAUUGACCUCCAACCACAGAAAAAUGCAAUUCAUCCCACCCCUCCUUAUAGCCAGGGACCAGCUGUACCAGGCCAAGGUCAAGUGCCCAUGAUGCCAGUUCCACAAAGACCCGCUGGCUGCCCACCAGGACUGGAGUACCUGACCCAGAUUGAUCAACUUCUUAUACAGCAGAAAGUUGAGCUGGCUGAAGUUAUAUUGGGCUGGGAGACCAAUAAUAAGUACAUGGUGAAGAACAGUAUGGGGCAACAGGUGUUCUUUGUGGCUGAGGAAAACGACUGCUGUAACAGACAGUUCUGUGGACCACUGCGCUCAUUCGUCCUCCAUGUUCAGGAUAACCUGGGACAGGAAGUGAUGACACUCACUCGUCCUUUGAAGUGUGGAAGCUGCUGUUGUCCCUGUUGCCUGCAAGAGCUUGAAAUCCAGUCUCCACCGGGGACCCCGAUUGGAUAUGUGAUCCAGAACUGGCAUCCUUUCCUUCCUAAGUAUACCAUACAGAAUGAGAAGAAAGAAGGAGUUCUGAAGAUCAUAGGGCCGUUCUGUUCAUGCAGAUGUUGCGCUGAUGUGAACUUUGAUGUUUUCUCCAUGGAUGAAUCAACAAAGGUGGGCAGAAUCUCUAAACAAUGGACAGGUCUGGUGAGAGAAGCUUUCACCGAUGCAGACAAUUUUGGAAUCUCCUUUCCUAUGGAUCUGGAUGUGAAGAUUAAAGCUGCUCUUUUUGGAGCAUGUUUUCUCAUAGACUUCAUGUUCUUUGAACACAAUAAAUAAAUGUAUUUUCUGGAGGUCAUUAUUUCAGACUGAAUUUUGAACUCCUUUCUCUGGAUAUGUUAACCAUGGAUUCAAAUGUGGAUCACUCGGCUAAAAAAAAAAUAUUACACAUAUAACUAUGUACAUUAAAUGAUGGAGUCUAUUCCUUCACUACUGUUCAUGAGCCACCACUAGGUGACAGCAGUUCCCUUUACAGUAAUGAUGAGAUGCCUUCUGUAUCAACAAAGUACCUGCUCUAAAUGUACUGCCAAAAAAUGUACUAACUAAACAUUAUAUACAGUUAACAAACUUGUUACAAGCAAAAUGUUGAUUGCUUAAGUGUGCUCCAUUGUAAUAAAUAGUAAAAUGAAGUGUUAUAUCA
Molecule: messenger RNA, 1412 nt
Organism: Carassius auratus (goldfish)
Lineage: Eukaryota; Metazoa; Chordata; Actinopteri; Cypriniformes; Cyprinidae
Product: phospholipid scramblase 1
Exons: 10
Coding region: 263-1051 (262 amino acids)
Biological process (GO): plasma membrane phospholipid scrambling
Cellular component (GO): plasma membrane
Molecular function (GO): phospholipid scramblase activity
Source: RefSeq, a predicted model, not a curated record